AGACAAUUGGAUGAGGAAGUAGUGAGCACAUGGGUGUGGUGGGUUAGCUGUUACUCCAUCAGCCUUUCAAAGAGAGGAAAGCAACGAGUGUGAUGAGGCUGAGGAUUAAUCUGUGGACUCCACCCAGGAUGGAUACUACGAAGUAUUUGGCUUCCUUCACCAUUUUCCUGCUCGUCAUCCUAGAAGUGUCGAGGGCUCAGUCUCCCACAUCAGCAGAUCAAAUGGAGUCUGUGAGCAGCAAUAAGGCAAAUGCAGUAACAAUGCCCACUGUGCCCACUCCCUCUGGUGGAAGAGUGGGAGGAAGAGUCACCAGAGACGCUGCCUCUAACCAGGAAGUAUCCCCUGAUGAAAAAACCACAAGCAACCCCACUGGCGCCAUCAGCACAAGCACCAACAUAACGGAAGUCAAGACUACCACAGUGUCCAGAGGUGAAACAACAAAACCACAAACUAAGGCCACACCUACCAAAGCAUCCACAGUGACACCUUCCCCCUCCACAACUGUGAAAACCACACAGACCGGGAUCCAUCAAGCUAUCGCCUUGAAUCCAAAGUGGGACCGAGAUUUCACCUAUGAUUACAAGUCCCUGCGCGUGGCUGGACUGAGCAUUGCAGCUGUGCUUUUCAUCGUGGGCAUCAUGGUGAUCGGCUGUGGCAGAGUCUGUCGACUACCCAAGUGUAAAACAAAGUCGUCCAAGUCAUAUCAAGUGGUGCAGGGGUAAAGGGAGAGAGAGAGAGGGAGACAGAAAGAGAGCAUGUGUAAAGGCAAAGGUCUGCAAGAAACAACGAGAAGUCAAGAGAAAAACACUUGAGCAACACCUUCAGCGUGUGUGUGCAUGAGGAUUGAAGGGCUGUACACUACUUAGUAACAGUGUCAAAACAUGAAUCUUGCUGACAAGAGAGGAAAGUGGAGCCAUCAUCCACUUAAUCUUUGUCAAAUGUUAUUUCUAUACUUGGCAAAAGUGCACCAAAGAAGUAAAGUGAUUAUUUAUCUUGGCAAAUAAUAAAGAGAUGAUUCAUAUUUGAAUCACACCUUCAGUUGUGAGGCAGGCUUCUUCCUAUUCAAUUCUGUCUUUUAAUAACUGAUAACAAAGCCAGUGUCCCACAGCCAAGAUUAUUAUUAAAGGUUGUGAAAACAACAACCGAUAUUUCACAAAACCCUGUGCAACUCGUUUUGUUUUAAAGUAAAGCCAGGUCACUUCUUCUUCCUGAUACAUACUGCACACUCUUCACACUUCCAAUCUCAACAAAAAAGAGAUGUUUAGUAAGGGGUGUCUAAGCCUCUUAGUGACUCUAUGCUUGUAAGUGAGUAAAGCCUGAGAUUAAACAAGAUCCACUGGCGCAUUAUCAUUGCAUCCAUAUGGCAUCAAAAUGAUGCAGACAGUGUGAUGACACGAAGGUUUUAUAACAGAUUUAAUGACAAAUUUACACAAUUCAGGGUUCAGCAUAAUAAUACAGAGCAGUAUUGAUUGUUCUUAUUGAUGUCAGAGCAGAAUUUAGAAGACAGUAACUGUGCAGACAAUAAAUUCAUGAUCUACAAU
Molecule: messenger RNA, 1541 nt
Organism: Notolabrus celidotus (New Zealand spotty)
Lineage: Eukaryota; Metazoa; Chordata; Actinopteri; Labriformes; Labridae
Gene: fxyd5
Product: FXYD domain containing ion transport regulator 5
Exons: 10
Coding region: 93-722 (209 amino acids)
Biological process (GO): regulation of sodium ion transmembrane transporter activity
Cellular component (GO): membrane
Molecular function (GO): sodium channel regulator activity
Source: RefSeq, a predicted model, not a curated record